UUCACAAGAUUCUACAAUAAAAGAUGUACCAGUUGGACUUGCUAGAUUAUACGGACGACGUCGGCCGCGUUGUCUUCAGUCGGAGUGUGGGGGCGCCGUCACGGCCAUUUGCGCUAACCUCUAUUUGCCGUGCCUUUUAUGCCAUUGCAGCGAAAAGCAACAGCAAUCAUGUUAUGAGGAGUAGGCCACGUUGAUUGAAGCUGUUGUUGUAAAAAUAUCAAAAGUGGUUCCAGUUGUUCGGGUAUCUAUGGCAUAGGCUUCUUGUUCAAGAUACUCAUUCUUCCUUACAAAAGGUCGCAUUGUGGUCUGUCCUACCAUGAUUGUGAGCCACUUCUAUUUCUAAUAUCACCCCUGAGCAGGACGCCGCCACCGGUUCAAAACAGCUGCCGUCGUCUGGACAAUCUCGACCAGAAGAGCUUGAGACAGAUGACGGCAUUCUUCUCUUCGACGAGUACAAAGACCUCAACUCCUCCUUCCUGCUUGUCUUGUCCCUUCCGCGCUCGCUUCUGUUGCAAAAGCAAAUGGGUUGCACACGCCAUGGAGCAAGGCAGGUUCGACAUGCGUUGCGAUGUGCGAUUACGUUGCUAGCGGGUGCGGGUGCGGGUGGAGAAGGAGCACGACUCGGAGACGCGCGUGCCAGACUGGACGUGUUUCUACCAACACUGACAGACCGGAUUCUCAACACUGGACACUUUGUAGAUGCGGGUUGGCUACUAGGUUGGCCUUUGCAAGGACGCGGCAGCGAGCAGACUCUUGUUGAGGAUGCCGACGAUGAAAAGAAAAAGACUGCUAUAAAAGUUGCCGGCAGAGGACGCAACCCUGAAUAUCCCGUCAUGGUGAGCCCUUUACCAGUAAGUGAUGCACAAGAAUCGUUAGGUACGUCGCUGUUGGGCAAAGUGAUCGCUUUACUACAAGAAAAGAGUGGGACGGAAUCGGAAAGCUUUUGCAUCUCGCAUGCGGGGCAGCCGAUUUGGAUGAGUGAUGCUUUUCGCGACGUCCUUACAACUGGAGGACAAGAUCAAGAAGAAGAUCAAGAAGAAGACCAAAACAUCAAUCUUCCCUUAAUCCUGGCCUUAGCUGAACGUGCUCGAGAAAAAGGGGGCGUCUCUCCCCAAGCACACCAAGACGUGGAAAUUCGUUUGGGAAAGAACAAAGGGUGCUUUCGUUUGGUAAAUAUACGGGUCUAUGAUCCUACUGCUGGUAGUACUCGUACUUACCCAAAUAGGAAUGGCGAUGAGCAGCAAACUACCGAUCACGGAGCGCAAAACCUCUAUGCCGACGAUCACAUGAAGCUUCUCGACUGGAGGCACAAGUACAACACUUUAGCUUCGUACAGGCAAUACGUGGCUGCAGAGGAGGAAAGAGUUGCAGAGGAGAAAGAGAACUUUACUCUCGCAAAAAGGAUGGAUGUUGAACAGGACGUCGAUGGUCAUGAUGGUCGUCAAGGUAUGGAGAAUCCUGACUCUUCUAGGGGAUUACUUAAGGCUACCCCUAAUCCAUCUCUAUAGGAAUCCCUCAACAAUAUGCACCCCUAUACAAGGGGAAUGCUGUGGCAUAUUGUUGAGGGAUUGCCACAGGGAUGAAUUAGCGAGAGCUCUAAAUUACCAAGUCAAGACAGGAUGCAGUCGGACAGGAGUUUUGUCAUUUCUAUAUUGCUAGAUGCUGCAGAAGUCAAGGCACUAGAAAAAAAGGCUACUACUCCGAAAUGCGUACCGCUAGUUCAUGCCGUCCGAGUGGAAUUAGGAAAACUGCUAGCUGGAGCUUGUAAUAAACCUCCAGAAACCAUUAGUAGUUUUUCCUCUGGGCCGUUUAUACAAAAACUCUUACGAAAAUGCGGCGUCACUGCGUGUGCAAUUUUCCUUAUUCGAGAACAAGGACAAGGCGAGAAAAACAACAACAUAGUCUGUAGAUCUCGAUUUUGGGAUUCUCCUGCCUAUGACAAUGAUUCCGAGCAGAGAGCCAGCUCCAGACAGGAUAUGCUUUUUUGGUCUCGUCAAUGGGGAACGUGCUAUCAAGAGAUACGAUUCCACGCAGAAGGCGAGAUAGCACAGAUUACAUUAAGGCUUCUCCUAUUCCAUCGCCGGAAGCAUCUUGGAGACGUUUUUAAGGGGAAAAUGGAUUCAGGAUGCGUCUCAGGAUGGAGAAGGGUGAGCUCCAAUUACAACGAAGAAAGAAGAAGAACCCCUUACUACACUUAAUACUGCAUCUUGUUCAAACAAGAAGCAAAGCAUGAAAGCGAAUCGUAGGUUGAGACUUUCGGCUUCAGCCAGUCACGCGAAUGAGGACGAUAUCGGUGGAACGAGCAAAGACACAGCCAGUGUUGGAGGUAUGGUUGGUGUCAGAGUCUUGACAUGAUCUUUAUAUUAGCCACUAAUCGAAGCAAUGUUUUUAUGAACCUGCGGUUUUUUACCAAGAAUAGGUACCAUAUGAUCUUCGUACCCUAAAUCGGUCGUGUUGAUUGCUCCUCAUAAAAAUGACGAUCUGCUUCAAGAAUUAAUUACUUAGAGGGUAGUUAGUAGUCUUCCUUCACAAUUGUGCUCCUCUCCUCCUCAUCUAAAACUCAUCCUCCCGAUCCUUUCUGGGUUGACGACACACCCUGCAUCGUUGGGUCUUUUCGCGAAAUGGAUGGGGAGCGGUGCCGCAUUGUCCAGAUGGAAAGCCUAGAAAACAAGACUCUCCGUGAAGCUAGAGUACUCAAAACAGAAACAUCUAAACUUACGGCUCAAUACAGUUCAUUACUACUUCUAACACUUCGUUUCUUGCUGAUUCCCUAUAGGGAUUCUGAAGAAGUGCGCGCAAGAAAUGAGAAUUGUUUUGAGCUCCAAUAAGGAAACAGAAACAUCUUCUAAGGGUACCAGGGGCACAACAAGAUUGCACACAGUUUUCGUCUUCUACUGGGAUAAGGUGCAGCAAUUAUGGGAAGCAUUAGGCGAGGAGGAGAAGAGGCGCUACCUUCAUGGCGGUGAGGGGACAGGAAAAGCAACAGCCACUGUUGUGGACCGCAUAACAGCGGAGAGACUGCGUGAAGAUUUUAUCCGUCCGUGCCUGAGCAAAAUUGAUGAUCUGUUUCCCAGUGAUAUCUAGCGAAGAUAUUGUUUUGUCAGAAUGAGACAGAUAAAGACUAAGACUUUGUGGAUGUUGUGGACCGAAUGAUGUCGAG
Molecule: messenger RNA, 3160 nt
Organism: Amoebophrya sp. A25
Lineage: Eukaryota; Dinophyceae; Syndiniales; Amoebophryaceae
Source: the annotation of a GenBank genome assembly